Messenger RNA from Rhodotorula graminis WP1, 1596 nucleotides. RefSeq lists its product as uncharacterized. Bases 1 to 1596 code for a protein of 531 amino acids. Lineage: Eukaryota; Fungi; Basidiomycota; Microbotryomycetes; Sporidiobolales; Sporidiobolaceae. The record is from RefSeq and is a predicted model, not a curated record. The transcript is spliced from 4 exons.
AUGUCGAGCGGGGCGACCGCGCUCCCGCCGCCGGCGCACCGCUUGACCUCGUCGUCUCUCAGUGCUCUCCGCAGCUCGGGCUCUCGAACAAGCGUGCAGCUCGCGCCGACGCACGACGCGCUCGGCGGCAUGCUCUUCGGCACCGACCAGGAGGGCCGGGCGACCCUCGUCGGCACCAGAGCGGCGGGCAGCAGACGCAGUCGAACAACCGACCAGUCGCUCGAAGUGCACCUCGACUUGCGAGGCGUGCCGCAGGAGGGCGCGACGAUGCCGCCGGAGCUCGACGACUUGUCGUUCCUCGAGCGCACGCCGUCGCCGCUGCCGAGCCUGGCACUCGCCGCGCUCGAGGACGGUCGGCUCGUGGGCGAUGGCGUUGCGGGAAACGUCGGUUCGGUGUGCGGCGAGGCGCCGCUCGGGCAGGCGCGAGACGAGGCGACGGCGCAGGACGAGCACGACGGCGCGGUCCUGCUGCGGCAGUUCACGUCGGCCUUCUCACUGUCGCCCGAGGGUCCGGCUUCGACACGAUCGGGUCGAGGUGACGGUGCGAGUUCGGCGAGAGUGUUGCAGUUCGACGAGCGGGCCGAGGAGGGUCCGAGCGGCUCGAGCGUCGGCGGCCAAAAGGUCUCGAAGAGUGCCGGGGCGAGGGCAAGAGCGCCGCAGCUCGCGCCGAUCCCGUUCGCCACGCCCGCUCGUCCGACGGCUCCGACCCGCAGCGUCAGCAUCGGCUUGGGCCUCUCGUCCCUCCACCUCGACCGCCCUCUCCUGUCUCCUUUCUACGUCGCCUCGACUGCCGCCGACGCACCCGUCCUCCCGUCGACGCCGACCUCGUCCCUCGCCCAGAACCUCGUCCGCAUCCUCGCGCACCCCGAGCGCCUCCCGCUCGGCCUCUUUGCGCUCCUCGAGGCGUGUGUCCGCGAAGCAGACGCGAGCGGGUGCGACGACGCCGGCGGCGGCGGGUCGACGUUCGGGUCCGGCUCGGUGAGCGGCCUCGCGGUCCGAGCGGGGCUCGUUCCUGCGGCCACGCUCGCGAGCAGCGACGGCUGCGAGAUGCCGCCGCCCGCCAGGUCGAUGCGGCACGCACGCUCACUGUCAGCGUCGACCGGCGCGUCGAGCCGCUCGCGUGCCGCGUCGUCGUCGUCGCUCGCGUCGCGCUCGUCCAGCGGCAACGCCGCCUCGACCUCGACCUCGACCACGUCGUCCGCCCCUUCGCUCGACAAGUCCAGCCUUCCGACACCCACCUGGACGUUCGACGCCGACCAGCUACCGCCGCUCCCGGCCAAGUGCCACCCGCCAAACGAGCGCGCCUUGCGCUUCGUCUACGAGUACGGCGACACGCCGUACGACGACUCUCUACGUGAACAAGCCGCCCCGCUCCCCUCGAGCCACGACGCGCGUCGGGCUUCCCUCGCCGUCCUUCCUCCCCUCGUCGCGUCGUCGAAGUCGCCGGCUCCAAAAGGGCAGCACGUCGUCGAGCGCGCCAAGCGCAGGAUGUCGCGCGUCGACGAGGAGCGCCUCGGCGAGAGCGUCGAGCCCAACUCGCCGCUCGGGGGCCCACGCAGGAGGAUGCGGUGGUCGCGGUGCCGGACGAGGGCCUGA